Messenger RNA from Sphaerulina musiva SO2202, 4555 nucleotides. Its product is annotated as ARM repeat-containing protein. Bases 271 to 3705 code for a protein of 1144 amino acids. Lineage: Eukaryota; Fungi; Ascomycota; Dothideomycetes; Mycosphaerellales; Mycosphaerellaceae. Gene Ontology annotation, cellular component: cytoplasm; exon-exon junction complex. The transcript has 6 exons. The record is from RefSeq and is a predicted model, not a curated record. Gene Ontology annotation, biological process: nuclear-transcribed mRNA catabolic process, nonsense-mediated decay. Gene Ontology annotation, molecular function: protein binding; RNA binding.
GGAGGUCACCUACCCAACUGUCCAUCCGUGAAGGCCACACAGCGAAAUCGCCUGCUACCUCCAGCAGUAUCGCCGCCUCUCGAUCAUCCUCCUCCCCUCCUCCAUCUUCAUCAACACCCCCCGCCCCGUCUCCUCUCAGCGACGGCACCAAUGCAGGCUCGCGACGUAUCGAGCUUGUCUGUCGAAUUCGCCCAAAUGCCUGAUCGCUGAAGCCCGUUCCCCUCCACCCACUCAUUCCCAGCGCCGACUCUCGCGUCGCAUCCACAUAACAUGGCCGCCAUGGAGCGGCGAAGAAAGCGAGACUUGAAAGAACAGAAUGUACGAGCGUGGAAUGGCGAGCAUGUGUUUGACGUCCAGGGCUCGCUGGACUCGAACAUGAAGAAGAACACGGCAUUCAUCAAGCGCCUCCGAACUGCCAUCACUUCUUCCAAUACGCCCACCUUCCUGCAGGAAAUCCGCUCCUUGUCCCUGCACAAGUACCUCACCGAAAUCAUCUCAGCCUGCUAUGAGGGCCUCACGAAACUCAAGGUCGCCGCCGACAUUUCUGCAGGGGUAGAGAUCAUCAGCGCACUGCAUCAGCGCUUCGGGCCGGACGACUUUACCUCUUACCUGGGAUGGUAUGUUGGGAGGGGUCUGGCUACUCCGGACAGAGCGCAGCUGAAGGCCCUGGCUGCCGAUGUUCGCGAGCGCGAGGAGAAGGAUCGGAUACUGCGGCAGAGGACGCUGCUGCGUGUAGCGACAGAGCUCUGGCUAGUUGGGGUUCUCAAGAGCCUGGAGGAUAUUGCGCAGCCCGCCGAGGCUGGAAAGGUUGGCAAAGGUACCGAAGGACCAGUCAAGCCCAAGGUGAAUGGUACGAGGCCGGAUGUCGCUGAUCCGGAGCCAUUUCCACUGGAAGUUCUCAAGGACAUGCUGAGCCAUGAUCGCGAACAUGUCAAUUUGCCACUGGUCGUGCUAUUCGUCAAGACUUUCGCGUGGGACAUCUUGGGCUCAAAACAUGGCAAAACUGAAGGACGACAGAAGAUCGCCGACGAUGGCGCCACUACCACUGUGAGUGGCAACUUCGACUCUGCCACUUCCACUGAGCACGAUGAUGGUUCUACGCCUGAUCCACCUCUGACUCCACCGGAACUACAACAACGCUUUCGGAACAUUCUGCAACGUUACUUUGAUGAUGUCAAAGCACAUAUCCUGCGCGACCAGCAGCGACUCACAGCUCAGGGAAAGCGAAAUGCAGAAGCAUACGUCAAGUCCGGUGAGGUCUUCGAGGAUCGCCAAACCAACCACGAGAAGGCGCAAAAGUCCCAGGAGAAGCUUGUCUCCAGCGCACAAACCUUGGCAGAAGUGCUAGGAGCAGAGAUGCCAGAUUUGUCUGAGAAGGAUAGCAGCCACGCCGGUCUGGAGGGCAGCAUUGGGCUUGUCAAGACCGGUGAAUACCUCCGCGGACAGGCUGAGGGUGCUGGUAUCUGGGAAGACGAGGAUGAGCGUCGCUUUUACGAGAACCUCGUCGACUUGAAGGAUCGAGUGCCUGGCAUUCUUUUAGAAGACAGCAAGAAGAAGAAAGCAGAGAAUGACGAGCAGGUUGGCAAGAAGGUCGAAGAAGGCGCCGACGCUAAGGAGAAACCAAUGGGAAGCGACGAGUCUUCUACUGCAAUCGCGAACAAAACGGUCGGCGCUCAGGUUGACGCACUGCUCGCAAGGCUACACGAGCUGUCCACGAAAGAUCAGGUCGACCAACUUGCAAUCGACUUUUGCUUCCUCAAUUCGAAAGCUUCGCGCAACCGUCUUGUCAAGGCCAUUGAAGACAUACCAAAAGGCAGAACAGAUCUGUUGCCACUCUACGCCCGUCUCAUUGCUAUUCUGGGACGCCACUUGCAGGAUGUGCCUGAGGCAAUCAUCAAGUAUCUUGAUGAUGAAUUUCGCAGUCUCCAGCGCCGCAAGUCCAAGGACUUUUUGGGACAGGUGCGGAUGAUCAACAUGCGGUACAUUGCAGAAUUGACUAAAUUCGGAGUGGUGCCAGAACACGUCAUCUUCCACUGCCUCAAAGUCUGCCUGGAUGACUUCUCCCGGAUGAACAUUGAGAUUAUAGCAAAUCUUCUUGAGAACUGCGGAAGGUAUCUCCUACGCAACCCAGAGACGUCGCCGCGAAUGGCAUCGUUCCUGGAGACUUUGCAGCGCAAGAAGACGGCUCAACACAUUGGCCAGCAGGAGCGCAUGCUUGUCGAGAACGCCGUUUACUACGUCAAUCCGCCAGAACGCGCCGCUAUCCAGCAAAAAGAGCGCACGACCCUGGAUCUGUUUGUUCGCAAGCUUGUGUACACCGAUCUUAGCAAGAAAUCUCUCGACAAAGUCAUCAAGCAGAUUCGGAAGUUGCAUUGGGAGGAAAGCGAGGUGGUGGAUGUACUUCGCAAGAUCUUCGUCAAGCCUGGCAAGAUUCGCUUUGGCAAUAUCUUUCUGCUGGCCAUGAUGCUCGCUGCCCUCUAUCGCUUUCACACCGGCUUCGCUAUUACUGUGCUGGACGAGCUGCUCGAGCGCGUUACAGUCGGUCUCGAGAUCAACGAUUUCAAGUACAACCAGCGCCGCAUUGCGGAGGCCAAGUAUCUGGGCGAGCUGUACAUGUACCGCGUCGUCGAUUCGGCGCUGAUUUUCGACACGCUGUACAAGAUUCUCAACUACGGACACGCAACCUACGCCCAGCCUGGCGAGGUAUGUGCGAUGGAUCUCCCAGACGACUACUUUCGUAUUCGGCUCGCCUGUGCUUUGCUGGAGACCUGCGGUCAUUGCUUCGAGAAGGGCGCGGCUAGAAAGAAGCUGGACUUUUACCUGUCCUUCCUUCAGUACUACAUCAAUGUGAAGGAUCCCAUUCCCAUGGACAUUGAAUUCGUGGUGCAAGACACGUUUAAUGUCCUGCGACCGCAAUGGAAGCUGGUGUUGAAUGACUUUCCCGAGGCCGCAAGAAUAUUUGGAGAGGCGUGCAAGCAGAACUACCAGGACACGGCUGCCGGCAAGAUGCAGGAAGCGGAAGAGCCGGAGGACCCAGAUGCCGACGUGACUCUAUCCGAUGACGAGCACCGCGAGGGCGAAGAGCACUUGGCCGACGGGGACAAUGCGCCUUCUGGAAGCGAUGAUGGCAAGGCGCAAGGUGAUGAUGACGAAGGACGAGCUAACGAGCAGUCGGACGAGGAAGAGCACAUUGUGGUGACCAGACCCGAAGAUCACCGAGAUCCCGAAGCCGAUGCCGAGUUUGAUCGCGAGCUCGCCAAGCUCAUGGCCGAAAGCGUCGACUCCCGCAAAUUUGAGCGCAAGACUGCAUUUGAUCUCCCGCUCCCAAUGCGCCGGACAGUGCGGGACGCCGCGACACCCGCAGCUGCAGGUGGCGACGAAGAGACGCCCGCACCGCCGUCAACUAACGGAGCGGGCACGAUGAAGUUUGCGCUUCUCAGCAAAAAGGGGAACCGCCAGCAGACACGAUCGAUCGACAUGCCCUCCGAUUCAGCAUUUGCAGUCGCCAUGCGCUCACAGCAAGAAGCCGAGCGCGCUGAGCAGCAGCGCAUCAAGAACCUGGUCCUCAAUUAUGAUUUGACAAACGACCAGGAAGAUGGCUCUUUCGAAUCUUUGCACAACGGUCCGCGAUACGACAAAUCCGGAAACACGCGCUCAAAGCAACGCGCAAGAAAGUUGCAACUUGGUGACAUUGAUUGGACUUAAGCGAUUUCGAAGACACGGAUUAUCCAUGUUGUCCACGAGCCCCACACAUACCGACGAUCACAUUCAGUCGUCGCCAUCAAUGCGUCGUGGCAUUCCCAUACGAUAGCAAGACUGCCUUUGCUUGUCUUCAUUACGACGCCGACCACGAGAUGCAAUGCUUCGAACCUGACAAAUCGAGCACUCGACCCCUCCAGUCCAUGCCCGCCAUGUCGCUACGUGUGGCUGCUGCACGAGGGCCUUGCCCGUCCCAUUGGACGCAUGGUCUGCAGACAAGAGUACGAUGGAACAGUAAAACGAGUCUGUCGUCGGGUCGGCUUGUGCCAGUAUCGUGCGGGGAGCUGGAGAAGAGUACGAACGAAGCCUGCAGGGUGGCUACAGAAGACUUGCGAGAACAUGGGAUUCGAGUGGUUCAGUAUAUCGGCAGAUAGAACUACAGAUUGAUAGGGACGAAGUUGGAAGACAGUCGUUCGUUAACACAGAUCUCCUUGAGUUUCACAAGAAUCAAUAGUGUAUCUAAGGCCGUUCCAAAGGAGUGCGCAUUCCAACACAGGUUCAAUCGUGUAUGCAUGAGGUAACUAUCGCAGGCUUUCAAAGCUUUCCGUCCCACUCUGAUCAUGUAGGGAUCCAUCGGACUUGACCUCUGCUUCUCGAAGCCACACACACACACACACACAUACAUCACAUCACAUCACACAAUUCUUUUGCUUUCGUUUCCCAUCGUUUUAAUGCGCCGCGGUCGAGUCGUAGCCUCGCCCACCAGUUCCCGGAGCAUUCGCCAGUGACUGCUUCAUCAAUUCGCGCUUGUAAUCAUCCUUGCUGGAAGUCUGUCCACGAUCGAGACUGGAUCCAU